GGCAACAAAGCAAGACCUAUCGCAAACGCGCUCUUGAGCUAGAGGCAAAGCAAACAGUGAGUGAAAAUUUAUCGCUGAGUAGGCUGAUUUACGUAAACGUAGCAAUCGGGUGUGAAAAACAGCAAAGAGAAAUUGUUGAAACGUGGAAACAAACAUAAGUUGAGGAACUUUGAUGCUGCAAAAUUUCAGUGCAAUUCGAAGGUGAAACGCACGCGUCUGCGUUAAAAGACACGCUUUGUAAUCGCGUACAAGACGGGAGCAGGAAGCGAAGGCUAGCUGCAGUCACGUAGUACCGUUUAGCAGAACUUUCUGGAACACACACCUUUGUCGCCGUGCGUUGGUAGUGCGCUAGAACCGUUUUUUGGGCAGUCACAAUGGGGAAGGAUUUCUACAAAAUUCUCGGCGUCUCCAAGACGGCCAGUGAUGACGAGAUCAAAAAGGCGUACCGGAAGCUGGCCCUGAAAUAUCACCCGGACAAGAACAAGGCCCCGCAGGCGGAGGAACGCUUCAAGGAGGUGGCCGAAGCGUACGAGGUCCUGUCGGAUAAGAAAAAGCGCGACGUCUACGAUCAGUACGGAGAGGAAGGUCUCAAGGGAGGCGCUGGAGGUAUGCCAGGCGGUGGCCAAUCCGGUCAGUUCCAGUACAACUUCCACGGUGAUCCACGUGCCACGUUCGCGCAGUUCUUCGGCACGAGCGAUCCAUUCAGCGUGUUCUUCGGCACGGAUGGCGGUGGUAACAUUUUCCACCAGGAAAUGGAUGGCGAUCCCUUUUUGUUUGAUGGACGCAGCAGCGUAGGCGGAUUCCCGGGAGGUGCGUUCCGUUCGCAGUCGUUCAACGUGCAUGGUUCUCCGCAACGUAAGCACAAAAGCCAGGACCCACCGAUCGAGCACGAUCUGUACGUGUCGCUGGAGGACGUGAAUGCCGGUUGCCAGAAGAAGAUGAAAAUAUCCAAAAUGGUGAUGGGCCAGGACGGGUCAGCGCGGAAGGAGGAGAAAAUUUUGAGCAUCAGCGUCAAGCCCGGAUGGAAGGCGGGCACAAAGAUAACGUUUCCGCGCGAGGGUGAUCAGAUUCCCGGCAAAAUUCCGGCCGACAUUGUGUUCAUCAUCCGGGACAAGCCACAUCCGCACUUCAAGCGGGAAGGAAGCGACAUCAAAUACACGGCAAAGAUCUCGCUCCGUCAGGCACUUUGCGGAACAGCGGUAAAGGUGCCAACCCUGGGCGGUGAAAUGCUAACCAUAUCCACCGCCGGUGAGGUCGUAAAACCACACACAGUCAAACGUCUGCAGAACCGGGGUUUGCCGUUCCCCAAGGAGCCAAGUCGGCGGGGUGAUCUCGUCGUAGCGUUCGACAUCCGCUUCCCUGAUCAGGUGACCACAAAUGCGAAGGAAAUUCUGGCCGAUCUGUUCCCGAUGGAUGCAGCGUAAGAUGGUACAGUACUUUCUUCAUCCUCCGCUCCGGCACCAUCCCAACAUUUCCCAAGCAAGCAUAAACAUUCGCGAUUCCGAACACACAGCGUCAGCAUGUUCUCGAAUGUUCCAAUCAAACCCUUUGGUCGAUGCGCUGGUUCGCAUUUGCGUCGCGGUGAAACGCAGGCGCACCAGCGGUGGUGGCCCACAUCACAGGUGUGUGUGGCGAUGAAUUGUAGCCAAAUUCAAACCAACAAUAGCAAAAACAUCAGCCAAAAAUGCUUGUCGGGAAAGGAGGAGAGCAGCGAUUGUCGUUGGGAACAAACGGUGGACUGCUGCGAGGUCACGUAACGUAAAAUAGAUGCAGGCCAACAGAGAAGGUUCGAGCAAAACCUCCUUCUCACCGUAUGCCUACGUGACCAUGCGUGGCCAAAACAGCUGACCACAGAGAGAAAGCGCAUCCCCGUGUGUGCGGUUGGAUGUGUGGUCGGAUUCGCGGGACGGAACCAUCUCGACCAGCAGCGCGCGCGUACAUCCCGCUUGAUUACUGCGUCGUUCGUCGUGUUAUGCGAAGCAGCUAGCGUUUUGUUGUGGGGAAUCAUUGGACAAGACCGAAACAGAGCGAGCGAGAAGCGAACCGCAGUGUAGAAGGUGCAACGGGAUAAGCGCGAUGAAGUAGUAUACCCUCCCGGGGGUUUGGUAGUGGAAGUGAUGAUUUUAGCGCCCUCUACUGGCAACGCUAUCAGUGGCACCGUCGUUAGAGCAGCGUAUUUCACGCAGGAACAUUCUAGAAGGAAACCCCUUCCUCCCUCUUGCAGGUGCCAGGUGAUGUGAAUUUCGCGACCUCGCGGUAGUGUGUUUUGUAGAUUAGAAGCCAAAGAAAAGAGCAGCAAAUCGUGGACAAAUGUUCGAAAAAUCGAGAGAAUUUCCCUUGUGAAGAAGCAUUAUUUAACGCGGUUCAAAUGUGUCGCCGCGGUACUGUAUAUAGUGUGAGAAAAAUCAUGUUGUGUUAGCAAAACAAAAAUCACUCGUUAAUAAGGAAAGCCUAGGUUACUCAAACAUGAUGGAAUGUGGUGUACAUUUUUCUAUUCCAUACAUACGGCUAUGCCCUGAGAUGCGCGCGAUGACGUAGCGCAAGAAGUAUUCGAGAGCGGAAGGUUCCCCUCACGCGUUAAGUGAUGAUAUCCCGCUUCAGCUCUGUGUGCAAAGACUGAUUGGUAAAAGAAGAAGAGAAUAUUUAAGGAUCGCUUCCAAGCAUGUGAACACUAGCACUCCGAACCCUCAGUCCCCCCGUUGGUAGAAAGCCCAGAAAUGUGAAGCUAAAAUUCGCCCGUACAUAAAAAAAAACACUGAAACAGAGCGCCACAGAUGCUUCUUGCGCGUAUGUCCGUGUAGGCUAACUUAGAGACAAAAUCAAUAUUUCUCAAAAGGAUGAACUUAAUUCGUACGUUAUAGUACGGGAGGGCAACCCAUCACUAGUGGUGCCGGAACCGAUCUAGCUUUUAAUUAUUAUUAUUUUAGCCGUACACCAUUUCAUGUCAAUCGUUUAUAGAGUCGCUCUAAUUAUGUUGAUAUUUCAUCGAUUGUUAAGCUUCGGUAGUAAAAUAAAAACAAA
This is a messenger RNA of Anopheles nili, 3021 nucleotides long. RefSeq names its product dnaJ protein homolog 1-like. Gene Ontology annotation, biological process: negative regulation of transcription by RNA polymerase II. Gene Ontology annotation, cellular component: cytosol. The record is from RefSeq and is a predicted model, not a curated record. Lineage: Eukaryota; Metazoa; Arthropoda; Insecta; Diptera; Culicidae. Gene Ontology annotation, molecular function: protein-folding chaperone binding. Bases 375 to 1424 code for a protein of 349 amino acids. The transcript has a single exon.